Suncus etruscus (white-toothed pygmy shrew) is the source of this 365-nucleotide messenger RNA. RefSeq names its product PDZK1 interacting protein 1 (gene PDZK1IP1). Bases 1 to 339 code for a protein of 112 amino acids. Lineage: Eukaryota; Metazoa; Chordata; Mammalia; Eulipotyphla; Soricidae. The transcript is spliced from 4 exons. The record is from RefSeq and is a predicted model, not a curated record.
AUGUGGACCCUCAACCUGGUCCUGCUGGGCCUGCUGGCCGCAGUGUCCCCUGUCAGCUGUCAGGAAGGUGUGGGGGGCUUGCAGCCCUGGAUGCAGGGGCUCAUUGCUGUGGCUGUGUUCCUGGUGCUGGUGGCCAUCGCCUUUGCUGUCAACCGCUUCUGGUGCCAGGAAGAGCCGGAGCCUGUGACCAUGGUGAUGACAGACAAGGCAGAUGGGGUGUUGGCAGGGACGGCAGGCAGGUAUGCCUCCACAGCUGCUGGCUUCAGGUUCGGUGAGCAUGUGAAUGCCUACGAGAACAUUCUGGAGGAUGAGGGCAAAGUCCGAAGCACCCCCAUGUGAAUCCAGCCCGGGUCUUUCCCUCUGUA